Molecule: messenger RNA, 1039 nt
Organism: Tripterygium wilfordii
Lineage: Eukaryota; Viridiplantae; Streptophyta; Magnoliopsida; Celastrales; Celastraceae
Exons: 5
Coding region: 85-885 (266 amino acids)
Source: RefSeq, a predicted model, not a curated record
AAACCGAAUGAACAAGUAGUGCUUCCGUCUCUCAUUCACCCACUGCGACGCAUUCCCCAAAGAAGAAAAAUAAAGAAAUUGAAAAUGCUGUGUGCAGCGAAAUUACAUCUAUCAUUUGAUUCUGCAAUCAAGCCGAACACCAAGUAUCGCUUUUCCGGCGCCGUUCCUUGGCGGCUGUUUGAUCUUUGGCUGCCGGCUCGACGCUUGGCGUCCUUGAGCGUCAGGUCUGAGUCCCCUCCAGUUGCAUCUGACCCGUCGGUUUCGUCAUCUGAAUGUUACACGUCGGCCGUCGGAUUUUCUCCUUCUUCUCCUUCCCUUCACCUUUCACAGUGGAACCUCACACAACUCCACAUCCUUGCCCUCAACGUCAUUGCUUGCGCGGCAGCGGUUUCUGCAACCUGGCUCUUUCUAUCUGCAAUCCCUGCACUUCUGGCUUUCAAGAGUGCAGCAGAGUCGCUUGAGAAACUGAUGGAUGCCACUAGGGAGGAGCUUCCUGAUACAAUGGCUGCUAUUCGAUUAUCUGGCAUGGAAAUUAGUGACCUGACCAUGGAGCUCAGUGAUUUAGGCCAAGGCAUAACACAGGGUGUCAGAAGCUCCACUCAAGCUGUUCGUGUAGCUGAGGAGAGGCUGCGUCAACUGACAAACAUGGCUCCACCAGCUUUGGUGCAGGUACUACCGGAUCCAAAAAUUGACACACAAGGACCAGCAUUGGCUAGGACCGCAAGGGGCAUGAGGGAAGGGAUCGUGAAGGGUCGUGCAUUCUUCCAGAUCUUUUUUACACUGACUCGAUUUUCCAGAAUGGCCUUUAACUAUUUCACCAAGCAAAGAGCGAACGUUAGUAAAAAAUAUGUUAAAAAUCUUCAUGGUGAGCAACAUCGAAUUUGAGCUUUGUAUAUAACUCCUUUUCUAUCUAAAUUUUGUCUUCAGUUUUCUUUUAAGGAAUUUUAUGUUGUAGAGAGAUUCAGUUUUUUUGAAAUUCCAUAGAUUUAUUUUGAGUUCGUGGCGCGUUAAUGAAUGAAAUUUCACUCUUUCAGCAUCA